This is a messenger RNA of Staurois parvus, 678 nucleotides long. The record is from the annotation of a GenBank genome assembly. NCBI's taxonomy places the organism in Eukaryota, Metazoa, Chordata, Amphibia, Anura, Ranidae.
CGGGUCACCAGGCAUCAGGUCAUUUGGCUCGACAGCGGGCACCGCGUCAUCUGGCAAGGCAGUGGGCUCGAGUCAACUGGUAUGACCGCGGGCACUGGGUCAGACAUUGGAUCGUCUGACUGGACAGCGGGCAUCGGGUCACCAGGCAUCAGGUCAUUUGGCUCGACAGCGGGCACCGCGUCAUCUGGCAAGGCAGUGGGCUCCGAGUCAACUGGUAUGACCGCGGGCACUGGGUCAGACAUUGGAUCGUCUGACUGGGACAGCGGGCACGGGUCACCAGGCAUCAGGUCAUUUGGCUCGACAGCGGGCACCGCGUCAUCUGGCAAGGCAGUGGGCUCCGAGUCAACUGGUAUGACCGCGGGCACUGGGUCAGACAUUGGAUCGUCUGACUGGACAGCGGGCACUGGGUCACCAGGCAUCAGGUCAUUUGGCUCGACAGCGGGCACCGCGUCAUCUGGCAAGGCAGUGGGCUCCGAGUCAACAGGCACGACAGUGGGCACCGGGGCAUCAGGUACCGGAUUGUCUGGCUCGACAGCGGGCAUCGGGUCACCAGGCAUCAGGUCAUUUGGCUUGUCAGCGGGCACCGCGUCAUCUGGCAAGGCAGUGGGCACCGGGUCACCAGGCAUGACAGCGGGCACUGGGUCACCAGGCAUCAGGUCAUUUGGCUUGCCAGCGGGC